Messenger RNA from Botrytis byssoidea, 561 nucleotides. RefSeq lists its product as uncharacterized. The transcript has 2 exons. The coding region runs from base 1 to 561 and encodes 186 amino acids. Lineage: Eukaryota; Fungi; Ascomycota; Leotiomycetes; Helotiales; Sclerotiniaceae. The record is from RefSeq and is a predicted model, not a curated record.
AUGGUUUGCGCAAGCUUCAAAAAUGCGGUUGUCUUGUUCGUGAUGUUCAAACUCGCUUUGCUCUCUGUCGCUCAGAGCUUGCCACCGAUUCCUCCACCUGAAUCUGUAGGAACAACUCUGCAUUUGUCAAGUGGAUCCACGAAAUCUCCAACUAUCAAAUCAUCUAGAACAUUAAUCACCAGUCUGGUAGUUAUUACGGGUGGAUUCGAGCUCACUGUCACCCUCACAAUUGUGGCUCCUGCACCAACCUCCACCGUCUCUUACACUUCGACUUCAACUUCUACCUCUAUUAUGACAUUCAUCUCGACUCCUAGCCCUAUUACAACCUCAAAACCCACCACCGUCACUGCCGCUUCGUCUUCCGCUUCCGUUUCAAAUUUGGUUCCUAUUACUGGCUCUAGCUCAACUUCCACUUCCACCACCGGUACACAGACUAAGAGCAACUCCAGCACCGCAAGCCCAACUCAGAGCUUGGGACUGAAAAGCAUGGAUACAGAUUCCUUCUUGAUAUUUGUUACAAUUGUUCUGGGCUUGCUUGUCAUUCUGGAAUCCUUCAUUUAA